Molecule: messenger RNA, 420 nt
Organism: Volvox carteri f. nagariensis
Lineage: Eukaryota; Viridiplantae; Chlorophyta; Chlorophyceae; Chlamydomonadales; Volvocaceae
Exons: 4
Coding region: 1-420 (139 amino acids)
Molecular function (GO): metallopeptidase activity
Source: RefSeq, a predicted model, not a curated record
AUGAGAAGGAUUUUCCUUCUAAGGGCCUUUUCUGACUUUCCGCGCUCAGUCAACAUCUUUGUGCUAUCAGAUACGACGGCAUCUGGAGUUUCUUAUGUCGGUCUAUCUGCAGGCUUGCCAGGGUCGGACAUAAGUCCACAAUUGGCCAUUGUCUUCAUAUCCUGGGACGAGUUCUUGCGGGGAACUCCCGAAACAUACCACAGUGGCUCUCAGGCCCUCCUGCACGAGGUCCUCCAUUUCCUCGGACUAUAUCAUACCUUUCAGAAACCAACGACAUACAAUGCACCAAAAUGCACGGACGGCGACUAUGUGGACGACACCCCUACUGUUAGCACAGUGCGGCACUUGAAUGGCGGACGACUAACAGUAGUCGUGUUACCCGCCGGCGCCUAUGGACUUCCGCAACAGUGCGGCACUUGA